Molecule: messenger RNA, 1677 nt
Organism: Leptomonas pyrrhocoris
Lineage: Eukaryota; Euglenozoa; Kinetoplastea; Trypanosomatida; Trypanosomatidae
Product: putative mitochondrial Aldehyde dehydrogenase
Exons: 1
Coding region: 148-1677 (509 amino acids)
Molecular function (GO): succinate-semialdehyde dehydrogenase (NAD+) activity
Source: RefSeq, a predicted model, not a curated record
GGUUCCUCUACUGACUUUGCUACUACUUUAACUCGCGAAGAUACAGAGUAAAACUCUACGCUCCUCUGCACCGCCUCCCUCCACAGCCAAACACAACGGAGAUAAGAACGGAGAGAAAAAGAGAAGAUUAAACACGUGCAAAGCGACAUGUCCGACUUACUGCAAGCUGUCGGCGGCGAAGGCUUCAAGCCUUUUGACCUGUCGAACCCGGCUCAGUACGCCAAGGGCAACACACCCAUGAUGUCGAAGGCUGCCUGUUACAUCAACGGCACCUGGGUGACAAGCAAGCGCACCGACAAAACCAUCGAGGUGGAGGACCCGUGCACGAAUCAAGUGAUCGGUGUCAUUGCCCACUUUGGCAAGGAAGAAACGCUGGCCGCCAUCGCAGCCGCGAAGACCGCCUUUGAGAGUUGGAAGAAGGUCUUGCCAAACGAGCGCGCUGCGGCGGUACGGCGGUGGGGCGAGCUGAUGACGCAGGCCGCGGAGGGCAUGGGCACCAUCCUCUCUCGCGAGUCGGGCAAGGUGUUCGCGGAGGGCAAAGGCGAGGUGAUCUACUCGGCCAGCUUCGGCGAUUGGUACGCCGGCGAGGCGGAGCGCAUCUACGGCGAUGUCAUUUCCGGGCCGCAUCUUGGCACGCAGGCGACGGUCUACCGCGAGCCCAUCGGCGUCGUCGGUCUCAUCACACCGUGGAACUUUCCUGCUGCGAUGAUCACCCGUGCGGCGUGCGCGGCGAUCGCGGCGGGCUGCACGGUGGUGCUGAAGCCGGCCCAGCUGACGCCCUUCUCCGCCCUGGUGCUCGCGCAACUGGCCGGGGAGGCUGGCAUCCCGGCGGGCGUCUUCAACGUUGUGACGGGCGAGUCGGCGAGCAUCGGCUCCGCCCUCGUCGAAUCCUUUGACAUCCGCAAGAUUUCCUUCACGGGCUCGACGCGGGUCGGCAAGCAGCUCUACCAGGGUUCCGCGGAGACGAUGAAGAAGCUGGGCCUAGAGUUGGGCGGCAACGCGCCAUACUUGGUCUUCGAGGACGCUGACCUGCCCCGUGCCGCGGAUGACCUCAUCGCCGCCAAAUUCCGCAACUCCGGCCAGACGUGCAUCUCCGUCAAUCGUGCCCUCGUGCAGUCAAGCAUUUACGACGAGUUCACGAAGCUGGUGGCGGACCGCGUGAAGGCGCUGAAGGUCGGCAACAGCUUCGACCCCAGCGCCAAGAUCGGCGCCGUGAUCGGCAAGCCCACGGUGGACCACAUGGCGAAGGUUGUGGAAGACGCCGUGGCGAAGGGUGCGAAGGUGGAGGUGGGUGGACACGCCGUUCCAGGCGCCGGCUACUUUUUUGAGCCGACGGUGCUCAGCAACGUCCCCCACGACACCGCGCUGUGCUGCCGCGAGGAGCUCUUCGGUCCGGUGCUGCCGAUGGUGCGCUUUGACACCGAGGAGGAGGGUGUGCGGAUGGCCAACGACACCCGCGCUGGUCUGGCCGGCUACUUCUCCACCAGUGACUACCGCCGCCAGUUCCGUGUCGCGCAUGCGCUGCAGUUCGGCAUGAUAGGCUGCAACGACAGUGCGAUGUCCGCGGCAUGCAUUCCGUUUGGCGGUGUUAAGGAGAGCGGCCUCGGCCGUGACGGCUCCAAGUACGGCAUCGAGCCUUUUACCGACUGCAAGUACGUUCUCUUCUCCACCGUGUAA